Xyrauchen texanus (razorback sucker) is the source of this 2972-nucleotide messenger RNA. RefSeq names its product L-threonine 3-dehydrogenase, mitochondrial-like. Gene Ontology annotation, molecular function: L-threonine 3-dehydrogenase activity. Lineage: Eukaryota; Metazoa; Chordata; Actinopteri; Cypriniformes; Catostomidae. Gene Ontology annotation, biological process: L-threonine catabolic process. The transcript has 9 exons. The record is from RefSeq and is a predicted model, not a curated record. The coding region runs from base 350 to 1465 and encodes 371 amino acids.
CCUCCGCAGAACGGAUACAUUGUAACGGUUUGAGUUCGUUACAUUGACGCACUUUAGUAACAACACAACUGAAAAGUAUCGCUGGCUGCGUGUUGUUACAACAAAUGCAGUUUGUUUCUAGAUAGGUACUGGUGUUGAUGGUAUACAUAGAGAUGGCCAGUCUCCUCCCAUUAUGAGAUGUUCAUUGUGCACGUUUCCUUCAUGGAGGCUCAAACGAUUUCUAGCACAGCGAUCUGAAAAACUGACCUCAGUAUAUCUAGUAAUAGUAUAAACACGUAAAGCAAUCGCAUGCUUAUUGAAGAAGGAGAAAUUGUUCUGGGAUUUAAACCACUUUUGUCUCAGGGAGUAGAUGAUGCUCUGUGUAAGAGCUGUGAGCAGGUUGGCACAGCGGGCUUUCUUGGCAUCAGGCCGUGGCUUUCAACCUCUCACUGUUUCAGAGCGGGACAUCGGCCUCUCUCCACGCCAACUCACCUCUGAUGCCAGCUUUUACCCGGCGGAGUCUGACUGUCCAAGGAUUCUCAUUACUGGGGGGUUGGGGCAGCUGGGAGUGGGUCUGGCCAAACUGCUCAGGAAGAGAUUUGGCAAAUAUAAUGUCAUUCUGUCUGAUAUCAGGAAACCCCCAAAUCGUGUUUUCCAGAGUGGUCCUUUUAUAUAUUCUGACAUUUUGGACUCCAAGAACUUAAGUGAGAUUGUUGUAAACAACCGCAUCUCCUGGUUGAUUCACUACAGUGCUGUCCAGAGUGCAGCUGGAGAGGCAAACGUGUCCCUCGCUCGUGAAGUCAACAUCACUGGGUUGCACAACGUUCUUGAUGUCGCUACAGAACAUGGGCUCCGUCUUUUCGUUCCCAGCACUAUUGGAGCAUUUGGCCCCAACUCCCCUCGCUACCCCACCACUGAUUUGUGCAUCCAACGCCCUCGAACCAUUUACGGAGUGUCCAAAGUUCAUGCUGAGCUAAUGGGAGAGUAUUACCAUCUCAGGUAUGGUCUUGACUUCCGCUGUCUCAGAUACCCAGGAAUAAUUUCAGCAGAUUCUCAGCCAGGUGGAGGGUCAACAGACUACGCCGUCCAGAUCUUCCACGAUGCUGUGAAAACAGGUAAAUUUGUGUGCAACUUGAGACCAGACACACGACUGCUAAUGAUGUUUAUUGAUGACUCUCUGAGAGCCACGCUGGAAGUUCUAGAAGCUCCUGCUGUGAUGCUGGGUAUGCGCACGUACAACAUCAGUGCCAUGAGCUUCACUCCAGAGGAACUGGUCCAAGAAAUCAGGAAGCACCUUCCAGACCUGCAGGUCACCUAUGAGGUUGAUCCAGUUCGACAAACCAUUGCUGACAGCUGGCCAACGAUCUUCGACGACACCAAUGCCCGCAGUGACUGGGGCUGGAAACAUGACUAUGGCUUGCCAGAAUUGGUUCAGACGAUGCUGAACUUCACUGGCUCGGACUCCAGAAUGGCGCGAGCCAACUAAACACCAUCUGCCAUACUGUACUUUGAGUUCAGAACGCUGAGCAUUUUGGGACCUGAUGGACUCUGCAGUCUCACUCUUUAAUAAGUCCUUCAAAAGGAGAAACUACAUAGUUACAGUGUUCUGCAUUUCCAUAUGCAGCAUGUAUUUGCACAGGUUUUCUCAUUACAGUAAACUGAAUAUUUACAGGGCUAUAUUGGAUCAUUCUUGAUUAUUCUUCUCAAUAUCCAGGGACUGUAUAAUAAGGAAAAUAAUCACCACAAAAGUGACUUGUGCGCUAUACUACAAGUCUUCUAAAGAUUGAGAAAAUGGCGCAAAAAUCACUCAGGCUACUUUUAUGGUGAUAUUGUUGUUGCGUGACGGUGGUCACUGUAUGCUUCUGUUGUACUCUAUGGAAAAGAGCAGCAUGAACAUUCUACUAAACGUAUCCACUAUAGAAAGUCCCACUAAAGAACGAAAAUAAUUUGUGUUUUGAACAACAGGAGGGUGAUGAACGAAUUUACAUUCUUUGGCGAUCAAUCCCUUUACAGUGAAUACACUGAAGUCUGAGCCAUAUAUAAAUUUAAUUGUUCUGCUAGAAUAUUUAAUAUUUAUGAUAUUUUGUGUGCUUGUGUAAAUUAAAUGGAACAUUCUAUUAUAAAAACAAUCCAAAAUGUGUAGCUAUUUCUACAAAGGCUUUCUUAGAUUUGUCCAAUAAGCUUUACAAUGGUGCAAAUCUAUUUGCUUUUUGUACUUCAGGGAAUAUAUGUGAUUAUACAGACACGUGAGUGAUUCAGAAUAUAUACUUCAAUAUUUUGGAGGCAUGUUUUUAGAUGUUGAGGUCAGGUUUGCUGGUAUUGAUUAAAAUAAUUUAGCAUAAUUUAAGAAUGUUUUUGUUUGUUAUGAAAAGUGCUAUACAAAUAAAUAUGACGACUCUUUAUUAGAUACGAACUUCAGAUUUUCUAUUAGUUUGUAGAUUUUAUGGUAAAUGGUCUGCACUUAUAUAGCGCUUUUUUCAACCUUAGAGGUUACCAAAGCACAAGUUAUCUCUCAAACACACACACACACACACACACACACACACACACACACACACAGGGUCAGAAAUUAAGGCAGAAAUGCCACUGAAAGUAAACAUGCCCUCAUAAAUUAAAAUGAUGGGGCAAAAAAAAGAAAUGCCCAUUCCUCCAUUUUUAUAAUUUAUUUGUAACAUCUAGGUCUUCAUAUCCUAUUAUGUGCCUAGUUGAGCAGCUUAUCUAUUGAUAAUGUUAAUAAACUGGUUACAUUUAAGAAUUCAGCCUAAAAGGAUUUAUAAUUAAAAAAAAAUUAUAUUAGAAAAUUGUUGCCCUAAUAAAAGGUAGGGCAAAUAUUGUAUUGUAAAGUAAGAGGGCAAAUAUUGGCCUGUAAUUGUAACAUUUAAUUUUAAUUAAAGUUUUUAAUGUUGUGAUUCACCUCAGAGUUGGAUGCUUUGGUUUAUGGCUUACAACUUUAAGGUUUUAAUUUCUUAAUUAAUGGGAAAAAUUCUUCCGGA